CGGCUGGGAGCACUCGACACUGGAACUGCAGGAUCGGCAAUGAUUCGACUCGCUUUCACCUUCUUCAUAGCGUUGCCAGGUAUCCAGGGAAUGGCCUGCUUCCACUGUGUCUCCAUCAACGGCAGCAUGCCCAGCUGCGAGGACCCGUUCUCCAACAUCCCGGACACGUUGAGCCCUCGCUGCACGACCACCUGGAAGAACCGACAAGGCUUGUUUCCUUCCUCAGCUUGCAUCAAGCUCGCCGGUGUUGUAGCUGAGACCGGUGCCGCGUUCGUGGUGCGCACCUGCUCGGUGGAUGGCGCCUCGCUGACGUCAGAGACCGAACUCAGCCGCUCCAGCCACUGCGGCAGCUUUGUCUUCGACGGCGAGCUGGUGUACGGCUGUGUGAAGUCGUGCGACUCCUUCGACGGCUGCAACAGGGCAGUGGGUAGCGUUUUGGCCGGCUGGAGCCGCCGGCUGCCGCUGCUGCUGGCCCUGAGCACGCUGCUGCCGUAGGCUGCUGGCCCUGAACACCCUGCUGCCGUGGGCUGCGCCGACCAACAUCGGCAGCCAAAGGGGCCCUGGCACAUGCGCGCAGUAAACACGCACGAACGCGCACGCGCAAAUGCGCACUUAUGCGCCGAUGUGCAAGUACACAUGCACUUGA
Messenger RNA from Pollicipes pollicipes, 646 nucleotides. RefSeq lists its product as uncharacterized. The transcript is spliced from 4 exons. The coding region runs from base 40 to 495 and encodes 151 amino acids. The record is from RefSeq and is a predicted model, not a curated record. NCBI's taxonomy places the organism in Eukaryota, Metazoa, Arthropoda, Thecostraca, Pollicipedomorpha, Pollicipedidae.